GCUGUGCUACUCUCUGCUCCUACGCUGACUGUCGUCCACGCUGUGUCAACAGCUGAAUUGUUUCUUAAGCAGCCAAACUUUUCCUCAAGUUGUGCACUCUCUGCAGACAUCACAAGCUCUGCCACCAAUAUGGAGUCUGCUAAAACAGAGCUGCCCUCCCUGCUGUCCAAUCAGUCAUUGCAGAGCUGUGUGGCAGUGGAGACGACCACCGAGAACAUGCUCUUCGGAUGCUUCUACAUCCUGGUUUUCUUUCUGGCGCUGAACGGUAACAGCCUGGCUCUCUGGAUCUUCUCUCACCAGCGUGGCGCUUCCUCUCCAGCUAACGUCUUCUUGAUUCAUCUGGCUGUGGCAGACUUGUCAUACGUGAUCAUCCUCCCGCUGAGGGCCACAUACCACCUCACUGGAGGCCACUGGCCCUUUGGGGAGGUGCCCUGCAGAUUGGCAGGCUUUUUGUUUUAUGUCAACAUGUAUGCCAGCCUGUACUUUCUGGCCUGUGUGGCAGGGGACCGUUACCUGGCUGUGGUUCAUGCUGUGAGGUCGCUGAAGGUUCGCCGUGCUCGUUAUGCUCACAUCAUCAGCUUCUCUCUUUGGGCCCUGGUUACCAUCUCCAUGGCGCCACUACUAGUCACCCACCAGACUGCAGAAGUGGACGGCAUGACAGUGUGUUUGCAGCUGUACAGAGAGAAAGCCUCACGCAAUGCACUGAUCUCACUUGCCGUGGCCUUCACCCCACCUUUCCUGGCCACCCUGUCCUGUUACCUGCUCAUCAUUCACAGCCUGCAUGGGGGCUCCAGGUUAGAGCCAGCCCUCAAGCUGAGAGCCCUGCGCACCAUUGGUCUGGUCAUGCUUAUCUAUGUAGUGUGUUUCCUGCCUUAUCAUGUGAGCAGGGCCACCUUCAUCCUGGGCUACAACCACCCUGACAUCUCCUGCCAGACACGCAGAGGCCUGAGCUUGGCUAACCGCCUCACCUCCUCCCUCACAUGCCUGAACGGUGCCAUGGACCCGCUGAUCUACCUGUUUGGGGCGGAAAAGUUCCGUGGCACACUGAUGCGAUUGUUUUGCAAAGAUAAGGCAGUGGCGUCAGGGGCCACCAGUGCAGAGUUAAAGGGAACACACGAGAGCUCUGUCAGUGCCAAGUCUGAGUUUUGAGGAAGAGAAUUUUGAACUCAAUCUGGAACGCUGUGUGAACUACAUAUUUUCCCAACACAACCAAAACUGUUCCUCCUAUUGACUGAUUGUUAUCUUUGUCAAACUGAGGGCUCUCAUUAAUUGGGCUCAUUUCACGAUGUGGUCAAUGUGCCAUAAUGCCAAUGUUACACUUAGCCUGACUUUGAGGCCACCCUAUGCACUAAUCAGUCAACCCUGACAGACUCUGAAAUUUCCCCUUUAUGAUCACUAUAAGUGCCUGAGUACAGGAAGGGUGUAACAACUCUAAUUUGCAUAUAAAGAAAGUGACAGUGCUUUGUAAGGCUCAUUUUUGCAGAUAUUGUGUUACUGGAUAUGACUAAAGGAUAUUUUUCUUACUGUCAACAACUCUCAUAUGCAGAGCCAAACCA
Messenger RNA from Thunnus maccoyii (southern bluefin tuna), 1556 nucleotides. It is a transcript of the gene gpr17, whose product is annotated as G protein-coupled receptor 17. NCBI's taxonomy places the organism in Eukaryota, Metazoa, Chordata, Actinopteri, Scombriformes, Scombridae. Gene Ontology annotation, molecular function: G protein-coupled receptor activity. Gene Ontology annotation, cellular component: membrane. The record is from RefSeq and is a predicted model, not a curated record. The transcript has 2 exons. Gene Ontology annotation, biological process: positive regulation of Rho protein signal transduction; phospholipase C-activating G protein-coupled receptor signaling pathway. The coding region runs from base 130 to 1149 and encodes 339 amino acids.